Esox lucius (northern pike) is the source of this 5295-nucleotide messenger RNA. It is a transcript of the gene caskin1, whose product is annotated as CASK interacting protein 1. NCBI's taxonomy places the organism in Eukaryota, Metazoa, Chordata, Actinopteri, Esociformes, Esocidae. Gene Ontology annotation, molecular function: protein binding. The record is from RefSeq and is a predicted model, not a curated record. The transcript is spliced from 23 exons. The annotation marks the transcript as partial.
CUGUAGUGAAGCUCGGGCACAAGACACCGAGGGCGCGUGCACGCCCCCCCCCCAUCCACCGAGAGCAUUUACCGAACGGAGUAAGCGAGAAAAAGAGAGCGGGAUUGUGUUUACGACUAUCAGCACGAGACAAGCCCAAACCAGGGACGACGACCGCUCGCGCGCUCACGGUUCUAGACGCGCACGAAUACUUACGCGCUUCUUAUUCUCAUCGCUGGGACAUUUAUUACGCUACUGAUCAUUUACAACCAUGCUUUCUUUAUUUAUUUAACGUUUUAGCUGAACAUACUUUUCCCUUUCUGUUCCCUUGCUCUCUUUGAAUUGUGCUUUUUAGCAGAGGAGAGGAAAAGAACAGGAGGGGGACGUUAAUCACAUUGCUGCGUUCCUGGCCAGACGAGGAAAGGAGAGGAAACCUCGGAAACUGAAACGACUAGCUGGAGAUGCACCGGAACCUGCAACCAGAGAAUCUAUUCCAUACCGUCCGCUCAUCGCGUUGAUCCUAGAAAAACAGAUUUAACUCGUUCAUCAUCCUAUCUUUCUGUGUAGCAUCCGUUCAUCAUUUCCUCCCCCUCCUUUCGGGAAACCUCUACUCCGUGUCUGCGUCCUCUCCUUAUGCAUCUGGAGGCUCCGCAGCUGUAGUGGAGGACGCUGUGAGGUCUGGCCGGGUUGGGCGCUCCGUCCCCGGGGUGCGUCAGGCAGAGUGACUGCUGACUGGAGGAUGGUGUGGGUGUAAAGAUGGGGAAGGACCAGGAACUACUCCAGGCGGUGAAGACGGAAGACCUGCUCACCGUUCAGAAGCUGCUGCAGAGGCCCCGGCCCGGGAAAGCAAAGCUCCUUGGUUCUGCUAAGAGAGUCAACGUCAACUUCCAGGACACAGACGGGUUCUCUGCACUGCAUCAUGCUGCUCUCAAUGGGAACCUGGAGCUCAUAUCUCUGCUGCUUGAGUCUCAGGCUGCCGUGGACAUCAGAGACCAAAAGGGGAUGCGCCCUCUGCACUAUGCGGCAUGGCAGGGGAAAGCGGAGCCCAUGAAGAUGCUGCUGAAGUCAGGUUCAUCAGUCAAUGGCCAAUCAGAUGAGGGCCAGAUCCCUCUGCACCUAUCAGCACAGCACGGACACUAUGAUGUGUCAGAGAUGCUCCUCCAGCACCAGUCUAACCCAUGUAUCGUGGACAAUGCUGGGAAGACUCCUCUAGAUCUGGCCUGUGAAUUUGGCAGAGUUGGGGUGGUUCAGCUUCUGCUCAGUAGUAACAUGUGUGCUGCACUGCUGGAGCCCAAACCGGGGGACUCUACCGACCCAAACGGCACCUCUCCUCUGCACCUGGCAGCCAAGAAUGGACACAUUGACAUCAUCAGGCUGUUGAUCCAGUCUGGUAUAGACAUUAACCGCCAGACCAAGGCUGGAACGGCCCUUCAUGAGGCAGCUCUUUGUGGGAAGACUGAGGCGGUGCGCCUCCUCCUGGAUAGUGGAAUCAAUGCGACGGUGAGGAACACCUACAGCCAGACAGCGCUGGACAUAGUCUACCAGUUCUCUGCUACACAGGCCAGCAGAGAGAUCAAACAGCUUCUCAGAGACGCGUCAGCGGCCCUCCAGGUCAGAGCGGUGAAGGAUUACUGCAACAACUAUGACCUGACCAGUCUGAACAUCAAGGCUGGGGAUGUCAUCACGGUUCUAGAGCAGCAUGUUGAUGGGCGGUGGAAGGGCUGCAUUCAUGACAACCGGACAGGAAAUGAUCGCGUCGGCUACUUUCCUUCUACCUUUGUGGAGGUCAUCAGCAAGAGAACAGGUUUGCCGAGCACAGUCAUUAACACCCAACAGUUUCAAACGAUACAGCUCGUUCCCACGCCGACGGUCUCCCCCGCCAACUCAGCGGUCGUCAACGGCAACGACACGUUCCAUCAGUUCCAUAUCCUGCCUCCUCCGCCUCCUCCUCCUCCACAUACCCAUCAGCCACUGCUUCCACUUUUCACUUCCUUUGGCUAUAACAGGUCACCCGUGACGACCCCAGGUGACACACUCCCCGCCCCCCCAGGUUGUCGCGGCUCAGAGGCCAGCACUCACGGUUCCCCCACCCGGUCCUGCGGCCCCCAGGGUGGCUCCAGCGAGGAAAUAUGGGUGCUGCGCAAGCCUGGGCCAGGUGGGGACCGCAGUAGUGUGGGAAGCUCUGGCAGUGUUACCAGUGUGAGGUCAUCAGGAAGCGGUCAGAGUGCAGGAAGCUCCACCCACAUUCUCCAUGCACAAGCAGAGGGGGUUAAGCUCCUGGCCACUGUGCUGUCCCAGUCCACUAAAGCCAAGGAGCACCUGCUGGAGCAGUCCAAGUCGGUCGAGCUGUCUUCAGGCUCCGCCUCUGUACCUAGACAGUCGAGCCAGUCAGGAUGCCCAUUGCAUGAAGCUCCACCUUACGACACCACAGCAACCUGGAAGGGGGAGGGACAAGGCGAGGGGAAGAGCUCUGAGGCUGUUGUCCAAUGGCUGAGUGACUUUCAGCUCGAGGUCUACGCUCCAAACUUCAUCAGCGCCGGGUAUGAUAUACCCACCAUUAGCAGAAUGACCCCAGAGGAUCUCACGGCUAUUGGAGUUACCAAGCCUGGCCACCGCAAGAAGAUGACAUCCGAGAUCAACAAGCUCAACAUCGCUGAGUUGCUCCCUGACCAGAAACCAGCCAAUCUGGCAGAGUGGUUGACGGCAGUUGGGCUAAGCCAGUACCACCAGGUGCUGGUGCAAAACGGAUAUGAGAACAUCGACUUUAUCACCGACAUCACAUGGGAGGACCUGCAGGAGAUUGGCAUCACUAAGCUGGGCCACCAGAAAAAGCUGAUGCUGGCCGUGAAGCGAUUGGCUGAGAUGCAACGUGGUUCUGAGGGGCGGAGUUCCACCAGGAAGAAGCCUGCUCCUCUCACACAGCAGCAGGAAGUGAUGUCAAUUGAUAACAUGCCGCUUGACAAUGAAGUCAUCACGUCUCCCAAGUUGUCCACCUUCCAGGACAGCGAGUUGAGCCCUGAGCUUCAGACAGCCCUGAUACAGCCUUGUCUAGAGGUCAAGGGUCCGAGGACCCGUAGCCUUAGCAAGGACCCAGAGGAGGGAGGAGUUGUUGUGGCAGGAGGACCACCACCUAAGAAGGAGGUUCGGACCACGCGCCAGGCCAACCAGGGGGGUCAGAGGGGUAGCACAGCAUCCAAACCUCGCCCCCCCUCCCACGCCCACUCCAUGCCAGCACCCCCCUACACCCCCCCUCACACCCCCAUCAAGAAGCCCCUCCAGUCUUCAACCUCGGCCCCGGGGCCCUCCCCCCAGGCCAGGUCCAAACCCUCCCCACAGCUGAUCCACGGAGAGAGACCUGGCUCCCCUCGCCCUCCCCCACAGUCUCCCCCCCACCGCAGGGUUCCUGCCACCCAGACCCCGCCCCACUCUGGCCCUCAGCCACAGCCCACACCCCAGCCUGGGGAAGAGGAGAGGGAGGAGGAGAAGGCACCCCAACCCCAGCCCAGCCCCCAGGUCUCAGGGCCUCUCCUGUGCCUGCCCCCGGAGGCGGAGGGGGGAGAUAUUGGGGAGAUGGGUGAGGACCUCCUUAAGAAGCGAGCUCACAGCCUGAAUCGCUACGUUGGGUCAGAAGGUGAGGGCGAGGAGAGGGGGGGUUGUGCGAUGGAUAGAGGCGUGGCCCCUGGCGGGGGGCUAGCCGGGGGCGGUGCAGGUAAAUAUGCAACAGUGACUCACCGCGUCAGCCGCAGCCACUCUGUACGCAACCAGGACAAGAAUGUAAACCGCAGCCAAUCGCAGUCCUUCGCCUUACGGCCCAAGAAGAAAGGCCCGCCCCCUCCACCGCCCAAGCGGUCUAGCUCAGCCAUCACCACCUCCAACUCCAACCUGACGGACACCAGCACGCACCCCCCGACAUACACACUCACAUCGGGGGGGCUCCUGGGGCUGCCCUACAACCCCCAGCGACGGGCCAGCGACCUGGGCGUCUCCGUGGAGACGGGUGUCGUGGACACAGGCAGCGCGGGCAGCGUGAGGAGCAUAGCAGCCAUGUUGGAAAUGUCCUCCAUUGGGGGCGGGGCAAAGGGCAUGGCAAUACAGAGGAACUUCCUGCAGGUGGGUAAGCAGAGAGAAGCCAUUGGUCUGGAUGGGGAAGUGGUGAACCGUCGUAGAACCAUCAGUGGUCCUGUGACAGAGUUGGUCGCCGCAGCUAGGAGGGACCGACCAACCCCUGUCCCCCUGUCCACAACACCCCAACUCUCUCCUCACCCCUCCUCUCCUCCCCCCUCCUCUCCUCACACUCCCUCUUCUGGUAGCUCAGCGGAGAACAUUCCCUUUGCUGAUGAGAGGAAACAGACCAUUAAGAGACUGAGAGGGGAGGGAGAGGGUGAUGGCAGUGGAGAUGGUCUCCAGGGAGACAGUGUGUACUCACUUCCCAACGACGAACUGUCACGAGUGGAUGCCACUGCGACCCUGAAGCGCCGUCCCCGCAGCAACAAAGCCCAUCCCAACGGGUCCCGCUUCACCCUGACAGAGUCAUCCACUGUCAAGCGGAGGCCCAAGAGCCGGGACAAGGAGCCGGACGGAUUCUCAGAGAGCGGCAUCGCUGAGAUCUCCGUGGCCUCAAACGCCGUGGCCUCCAGCAGUGUCACCUCCAACGCCGUGGCCUCCAGCAGUGUCACCUCAAACGCCGUGGCCUCCAGCAGUGUCACCUCAAACGCCGUGGCCUCCAGCAGUGUCACCUCCAACAUUGAGGCUUCCGACGUCGGGGUGAGCUCAGGGUCGGGCGUGCCGUACGAGAACGGCUCUUCUACUGUCAAACGCCGGCCGGUGUCUGAGGUGGCGGCGGCGGGGGCGGAGUCGAGUCCAUGCUCCGCCCCACUUCCUGGCAGGGAUGGCUCAGAUCAAGGAGGACCAAGCGGGGAGGACCGGGGAGCAGGGGGAACACCUGUGAGGAAACCCAAACCACCAGUCUCCCCCAAACCUGUCCUGGCUCAGAGGAAGAGACAGACCCCCCCCCACACACACACCUCUUCUAGGAAUGUUCCACUUCCUGGACCAGGUACCCCUGGGAGCCCAGUUGAAGGAAAGAAAAUCCCUCCCCCAGUCUCCCCCAAACCUGCCCCUCCCCCCACUGCUCCUAAACCAACCAAACACCUUCAUAAUACAACCACACCGCCCUCCCCUUCCUCCCCCUCUCCCUCCCCCGCCCGGGAGCAGUCCAUGGUCUCCCCCCUGUCUGCUGCCUCGUCCCCCUCCUAUUACAGCCCCGCAGCCAGACCCCCGAGCCCCCCAGCCCAGAGUCCCCACACCCCCCAGAGC